CUUUUAUAACCCCAACCACAAACCAGCUGUUUGUUAUUUGUGUUGUUUGGAAAAACAAGCAAAGCAGAAAUUAAAAUAUAAAAAUAUAUUACAGGAGAAUAUUGAAUUUUUUGUAAAACAAAUUUAUAAAAACAUCAUAAACCAUGGUUGGUUGUGUUCCUUGUUUUGUCAUACCGCUCCUGCUCUUUAUUUUCCAUCGCUACAUCCAACCAUUUUUACUACUUUUUUGGAAUCCUUGGGCAAAUAAAACCUCAAAUGAUGGGAAAAAUGGGGGUACCAAGGAAAAAUGCGAAUUUAGUUGUGAAUGUGCCUGGAGCAAGAAAAAAUCGGAUGAAAUUGAAAAGGAUCAGGAAGAAAGGGAUGAUGCUAGUAAUUUACAUGGAACUCAGGAGAAAGUGAAAAGUCAGUAAAUUCUUAUUAGCUGAUUUUUGACUCGCUUAAAUUAAUGUGUUUUCCUUUUUAGACAUUAUACUUUAUAUGUUAUAUAUAUUUGUUUAUUUAAUACCUAACUGCUGUAUUUUGUAAUUGUAAUCAUAAUGUGUAGUUAAAUUAUAGAGCUAAAUAAACAAACUUACAUGGAAGUUGAAUUUUCGUCUAUGGAAU
Ceutorhynchus assimilis (cabbage seed weevil) is the source of this 603-nucleotide messenger RNA. The record is from the annotation of a GenBank genome assembly. NCBI's taxonomy places the organism in Eukaryota, Metazoa, Arthropoda, Insecta, Coleoptera, Curculionidae.